Molecule: messenger RNA, 1845 nt
Organism: Puccinia triticina
Lineage: Eukaryota; Fungi; Basidiomycota; Pucciniomycetes; Pucciniales; Pucciniaceae
Exons: 7
Coding region: 1-1845 (614 amino acids)
Biological process (GO): tetrahydrofolylpolyglutamate biosynthetic process
Cellular component (GO): cytosol; cytoplasm; mitochondrion
Molecular function (GO): tetrahydrofolylpolyglutamate synthase activity; ATP binding
Source: RefSeq, a predicted model, not a curated record
AUGGGAGGGGCCGAAUGUAUAGGCCUUGUGAAUGGCGCGACUGGGAGGCAAAUUUCUCCCGCCAACAAGCUGAAACUGGCCGCCCAACACACCCUCGGCUUCCAAUGCCUGAUGUCGAUUUCCUCAAGAUAUUCAACAAAACACCGGCUGUCUCCUCUCCUGGUCUAUUGGCGAAGGAUGUUUUCGGAGAAUCGAUCGAAAGGCUAUGACGAAGCUAUUCUGGCAUUGAAUUCACUGCAGUCCAAUGCAAGCGUCUUGGCGGCAAUCCAGGCUGCCGGGCCACAGCCCAGUGAACAAGUGUUUGGCCAAACGACCUACUACCUCCGUCGCUUGGGCUACAAGCCGAAAGACCUGAAUGGCUUGAACGCAAUCCAUAUCAGCGGAACCAAGGGCAAGGGGUCGACGGCGGCCUUCUGCUCCUCGCUGCUCAAUACCAUCAACCCGUCGGCCAAGGUUGGCUUGUUUACUUCUCCGCAUCUUGUCGCUGUGCGGGAGCGGAUUCGCAUCAAUGGGAAGCCGAUCAGCGAGGAACUGUUUGCGAAAUACUUCUGGCAACUUUGGGAGCGAUUUGAUGAUGGGAAUGGCGAGCCUGUCCGAACAGAUUUGCCGAUCCGACCAGCCUAUUUCCGCUAUCUGACUUACAUGGCCUACCACACCUUCCUAGCCGAACGGGUGGAUGCGAGCGUAUUAGAAGUCGGCGUGGGCGGGCUGCUGGACCCCACCAACCUGAUCCCUUCGCCGAUCGUCACUGGCGUCAGCUCGCUCGGAAUCGAUCACGUCAACGUUCUCGGCCACUCGAUUGCUGAAAUCGCUGGACAUAAGGGCGGCAUCUUCAAGCCCGGUGUGCCGGCCUUGACCGUCCAGCAGCAUUACCCCGAAACAAUCGGUGUGUUGAGGGAAAGAGCUCAUGAACUCAAGGCUUCCAGUUUUACAAUCAUCCCCCGUCGCCCAGAUCUAGAAGAACUGGAAAUUGGUCUGGCUGGCUCCCAUCAGAAACACAAUGCGGCAUUUGCGAUUGCUCUGGUGAACACCUUCCUCGGAUCCCCUCGACGGCCGCCAAGCUACUCUCAACAUGCGCCUGCCAUUCAAGACACCACGGCCUCGGCGAUACCCUCGAAUCAGCUACCGCCGCUGCCCUCGGACCCUUCACCCACGUUGCCAGCGAGGACCGAUGACCAGCUUCCCCAGCUUCCCCAGCAGCUCAUCCAGCCAGACCUUUCCGACGCUCUCAAGGCUGGGAUCAUGAACACUCGCUGGCCCGGUCGAUGCCAGACUAUCGUUGACCCGUCCCGGAAAGGCGUCACCUGGUUUCUUGACGGCGCUCAUACGGUCGACAGUCUCGAGUUGUGUGGGCAAUGGUGGAGUCAACAAUUCGAAUCCUCUACCCCCUCAGCAUCACGUAAUCCUUCUUAUUCCCCAUCCGCUCAACACAAGAAAGUUUUGAUCUUCAAUUGCACAUUUGGUCGCAAGGCCCGUGAUUUACUCAAAAGUCUGGUCAAGCCUUUAUCUCAACAUUCUCGCAACGCCCGAGGAGGAUUUUUUGAUCAGGUGAUCAUUACCAGCAAUACAACGUACUCCGACGGAAAGUAUAAGAGUGAUCUUAGAUCUGUUGCCCAAGACACUCUAUCAGAUCCAGACCAGCGGAUCCAGCAAGAAAUAGCCGAGGCUUGGGCGUCGCUCCCGGAUUCGACCAAGAAUGUCACGAUCACAAGUUCGAUCGAACAAGCCGUCGACGAGGUCGCCAGACAAAACACCUCGCCUGGCCCCACUUCAGUCCUGGUUACCGGAAGCUUGCACCUGAUCGGUGGGCUAUUAGAUGUAGCUGGGUUUCAAGACAGCUUGUAG